Miscanthus lutarioriparius is the source of this 1968-nucleotide messenger RNA. Lineage: Eukaryota; Viridiplantae; Streptophyta; Magnoliopsida; Poales; Poaceae. The record is from the annotation of a GenBank genome assembly.
AUGGAGCACCAUAUAAUCCAGCAAGUCGGAGAGCAUGAGGAGGAGGAGGAGGAGGAGGGAUGGCAUGAGAGCGGAAGCGGCAUUCGAGGGGGGGUGCACAGUCACAACACGUUUAGGUACAAGCACAAGAAGAGGUCCAAGGUGUGGGAGGAGUACAAGCCCGUCUUCCUGAACAGGAAGGUUCAGUUUGCAGAGUGCCUGUACUGCCGCAGCCGCAUGAGCUGCAAGGACUCCAACGGAACGAGUCAUCUCUGGCGGCACCAGAAGAUCUGCCCGGCCAAGGAGGACGCGGCGUUUCGGCAGCUCAAGGAUUCCUACUUCCCAUGUGUUUUGGUGAAUCAGAGUGAACCGGUUACACCAAGUGAUCCGGUGAAUCAGAUUAUUUCAGAGACACUGGACGACAUAAACUCUGUAAUUCCCAACAGAUUCAAGUCCAAGGUGUGGAGAGAGUUUUCACCAAUCUAUGUCGAGGGUAAACUCCAGGCUGCAGACUGUGUGCAUUGCCGCAAACGCCUCAGUGCAAAUAAGUUUGGGGGAAGAAGCCAUCUGAGUCGACAUCUGCUGACCUGUCAGGCACGAAGGGGCUACAGUAAUCAGAAGGGAACGCUUUACCCUUCUAGUGCUCCUAAUUUGAAGUCCAUUGGGCAAGAUGAGCUCUCACCUGCCUUGGCAAAUGGGAAAGUUCAGAUAGCAGAACACUCCAGCAAACUCUUCAGGUCUAGUAGCUCUGCUGACACUUCCCCUAUUGUCCGACCCAUUCAAGUGGUGCCGGCACAUCAACCUCUGCCAUCACAAGAUCUUCCAAGCCUGAAGAAACAGAGAACCUCAUUUACGACCACAACUAGUGAAAUGAGGAAGGUUGACCAAGGAGCAGCUUAUCAAGAGCUAGCCAGAAUGAUAGUUUCGCAUGGUUAUCCGUUAUCAAUUGUAGAGCAUGAAGAAAUGAGAAGAUUUGUAAAGAACCUCAACCCUAUGGUUCAUGCAGAUGCAGUCUCGCACAAUGAUAUGGAAGGACAUUGUUGUGCUCUAUUUCAGAAGGAAAAGGCAAAACUUAAGGAUCAAUUGACUCUUUCCUCCCGGCGUGUCUCUCUGUCAGCAAGCAUCUGGACUCCUGAUGGAGCCGAACCAACAGAGGCUUGUGUGCCAGAGUCUGAAUGUGGAGCAUAUAAUGUCAUAUGGGAUGCCAUUAGAGAUUGGAAUCUUGAUCAGAAGCUUUUGAGCUUGACUUCUGUUGGUGAGGUUAGGAAUGAUUCAUUUCCUUCUGAAGAAGCAGCAUCUCCAGAGGAUGUCAUAGUUGCUGAGUCUAUUUGCAAGAUUUUGAGGACGUUUUAUCGUGUUAUUGAAGUCAUUUCUACCUCUAGUUCUCCGACAGCAAACAUGUACUUCAAUGAGAUAUGGAAAGUGAGAACAGUUUUGCAAGAAGAAGCAUCAAGUGAGCACACAGAAAUCACUGUGAUGGUUACAGAGAUGCAAGAAACAUUCAAUGAGUACUGGCAAAAUUCGUACUUGUGGUUAUGCAUACCUGUUAUUCUAGACCCUAGAUUCAAGUUCAGUUUCAUUGAGUUCCGUCUGAAACGAGCUUUGGAUUACAGUCAGCAAGCUACUUAUCUGACAUACGCGAAACACUCCAGGAACUCUUCAAUGAAUACUGCAGUUCAGUGGAUCAGCCGAAUGGGCCACCUCAAUGAGCAAGCGAGCAGGCAGAAAUCCACAGAACUCGACAACUACCUCGAGGAUGGUUUGGUUCCAAGGAAGGAUGAUUUUGAUAUCCUGAACUGGUGGAUGUGUCACGCCACAAAGUACCCGGCGCUUGCAGCUAUUGUGCAGGAUAUCCUGGCGAUGCCAGCAUCUGCUGUUCAAUCCGCAGCAGCAUUCACAAGCAGUGGACCAGUAAUUCCAAAGCACCACAGCAUGUUAAGCAUCAAGACCAUCGAGGCACUUGUUUGCACUCGAGAUUGGACGAGAUAA